Messenger RNA from Boleophthalmus pectinirostris (great blue-spotted mudskipper), 1028 nucleotides. RefSeq lists its product as uncharacterized. Bases 21 to 755 code for a protein of 244 amino acids. The transcript is spliced from 5 exons. Lineage: Eukaryota; Metazoa; Chordata; Actinopteri; Gobiiformes; Gobiidae. The record is from RefSeq and is a predicted model, not a curated record.
GCACCAGACACACCAGCAAAAUGAGGAGCUGUCUUCUCACCAUCAGUUUAAUAACAGCCUGUUUGGACAACAGUCAAGGGGCAUGCAGCUCAUAUGGCUGUUUUAUCUGUAAAGAGACAGACAAGACCUGUAAGACCUGUACCUAUGUUCCUUCUGAGUGCACCUUCAGUGAGGUACAGGACCAGAGGGUCUGCCUGUGCGGCAAUGUAUCACUGAGUGACUGCUACAGGACGUCACCGCAAAAAACCCAACAAGGGGGCCAAUGGAAGACGACAGUGGCGAUAGUAGUUCCUAUCUGUGGAGUUGCUGUGCUACUGGGGCUUGCUGUAUUUUUCCUCAAGAAAAGGCACAACCUCAGGAACAGCACAACACCAGAGAAUACGGAGGUCCAUCAAUAUGAUAACCCAAGAGAGCUCCCCCUAAGGCCCAACUCAGGAACUGCAAUCAACACCAUUUAUGUCACAAGUACAACAUUACCCACUGGAGACUCUGCUGGGCCUAGUAGUAUUAGCCCUACUUAUGCCACUCUUACAAGUACUACUACUGCUACUGGCACAAGUACUACUCCUCCUCCUACUACUACUAGUACUAUUGAUACAGGUACUACAACUGUGUACUUCACUGUGAACCAUUCCACCUCAGGAAAUGCAGAGACUGAAAACACCAACGUCAGCAAAACCACAAUAUCUGAUGGAAACUCUGCAGGUGUCAUUUACUCAGGGGUAAAAAACCCAGACGAGGACACUGAGCGGUAGGGACUAACGCAUUUUGAGUUUCUUGUUGAAGUAGGUUGUGUUCAUUGCGUCAUACUUUUACACAUUUUUUAAAUCCAUGUUAUAAUGUUGUUUCCUCAUCAAAAACAAGCCUGAAGUUUUGUUGUUUCAUUCACACAUGUUUAAGACACAAACCCUGCAUAUUUAGGCUCAGUUCUUCUCUCAAAUAUCUCAAAACACUCUUUUCCACUUUGUGAUGUCAUGCGGAAAUAGAGGAAGUACCCCACUGUGUUGUUAAACUCCACACACAUUCAC